This is a messenger RNA of Colletotrichum scovillei, 672 nucleotides long. RefSeq lists its product as uncharacterized. NCBI's taxonomy places the organism in Eukaryota, Fungi, Ascomycota, Sordariomycetes, Glomerellales, Glomerellaceae. Bases 1 to 672 code for a protein of 223 amino acids. The record is from RefSeq and is a predicted model, not a curated record. The transcript has 4 exons.
AUGGGUCGUUGGGGAUUCCGUCUUUUCGAGGGCGACGAGGAUCUUGACAUCGCCGCCGCAAUCAGAGAAACUUUCGGCGAUGGUCCUGAGCAGCUCAAUCUCCCUCUCAUGAUCAAUCAGUCCGACAUGCUGGCUCCUAUGGAAGCGAGAGAGUUCUAUAAAACAGAGGAACACGCACAAGUCCUACGCGGUCUCGUCACAGAAAUCCGAGGACGGCUUGACUCUGGAGUCGGUGACGAGCUCUUCAAGAAGUAUCGAGCCCUCGAGCACGAGUAUCAAGGUCAGUAUCGGACCAUCGUGGUCGGCGCUUUGAUGAUGCGUGCUGGAGCCAAGAUCAAGGCCGACGACUUUCAGCAUCUACGUGACCUCGUUCCCAAGAUACCCUGCCAGUAUCGCUUUGCCAUGCCGAUUGUGGACUUUGGCUUCCGUGAUCCCGGAAAGGCGCAGUUCCUUGCUGCACUUGACAACUACCAGCCGGGAACGCCUCGAGACUUCCACGAGCCAAGCUGCUUCCAUUGCGGCAGGAUUCGCGCAGACCAUGGAAUCAACUUGAAGAAAUGCGGCCAUUGCCAAGCCGCCUGGUACUGCGGCAUCGACUGCCAGAGGGCCCAUCGGAAGAUCCACAAGGUUUCGUGCAAGAGUCUUGGGGAGAAGGUUCUUAUCAAUGUCUAG